Vicia villosa (hairy vetch) is the source of this 1248-nucleotide messenger RNA. Its product is annotated as large ribosomal subunit protein uL10. NCBI's taxonomy places the organism in Eukaryota, Viridiplantae, Streptophyta, Magnoliopsida, Fabales, Fabaceae. The transcript is spliced from 5 exons. The record is from RefSeq and is a predicted model, not a curated record. Gene Ontology annotation, cellular component: cytosolic large ribosomal subunit. Gene Ontology annotation, molecular function: structural constituent of ribosome; large ribosomal subunit rRNA binding. Gene Ontology annotation, biological process: ribosomal large subunit assembly; ribosome biogenesis; cytoplasmic translation. Bases 68 to 1033 code for a protein of 321 amino acids.
UCUCCUCAUUUCCUUUCACUCUCUUCCUCAAACCUUCCUUCCAGAAAGAUCACCUUAAACCCUAACAAUGGCGAUCAAACCUACCAAAGCCGAGAAGAAGCAGAAUUACGAUGCUAAGCUCUGCCAACUCAUCGACGAAUUCACCCAAAUCCUUGUUGUUAACGCCGACAAUGUCGGAUCCAACCAGCUCCAGAACAUUCGUAGCGGUCUCCGUGGUGACUCCGUGGUUCUCAUGGGGAAGAACACCAUGAUGAAACGUUCCGUUCGUAUCCAUGCUGAGAAAACCGGAAACAACGCAUUUCUCAACCUCAUUCCCCUUCUUGUCGGAAAUGUUGGUUUGAUUUUCACAAAAGGUGACUUGAAGGAAGUUAGCGAAGAGGUUGCGAAGUACAAGGUUGGAGCUCCCGCUCGUGUUGGUUUGGUUGCUCCAAUUGAUGUCGUUGUGCCUCCAGGCAACACAGGGCUCGACCCCUCUCAGACUUCUUUCUUCCAGGUGCUUAACAUUCCAACCAAGAUUAACAAGGGUACUGUGGAAAUCAUUACCCCUGUGGAACUCAUUAAGAAGGGAGACAAGGUUGGAUCUUCCGAAGCUGCCUUGCUUUCCAAGUUAGGCAUAAGGCCCUUUUCCUAUGGUCUUGUGGUUCUUCAUGUUUAUGAUAACGGUUCAGUUUUUAGCCCCGAGGUUCUUGACCUCACCGAUGAUGACCUUGUUGCGAAGUUUGCUGUUGGGGUCUCAAUGGUUACUUCACUCUCUUUGGCUAUCUCGUACCCAACACUUGCAGCUGCUCCUCAUAUGUUUCUCAAUGCCUACAAGAACGUUCUAGCUGUUGCAGUUGCUACAGAAUAUUCUUUCCCCGAGGCAGACGAGGUUAAAGAGUACCUAAAGGACCCAAGUAAGUUCGCUGUAGCUGCAGUUGCUGCACCAGCUGCUGCUUCCGGUGCUGCCCCUGCUGCCUCCAAGGAGGAGGCAAAGAAGGAAGAGCCGGAAGAAGAAUCCGAUGAAGAACUAGGUUUCGGUCUGUUUGAUGAAUAAAUACUUCAAUUUUGCUAUUAGUGGAGUUAAAUUUUGCUUUGUUAGUUUAGAUGAAAUCAAUACUUGAUUCAGUCUAGGGGGCUAGCUAUUUUUUAGUUUUCAUAUCAUAUUUCAACUCUACCAAAAAUUUGUCUUAAUUUUUUAUUGUCUAAUAACUUACAAACCUUUUAUGGUUGUAAAUUGUAUUUGGAAAGCAAAUUGCUGCCAUUACUGUU